CUUUUCCCUGCGUCUGUUCAACACGCAUACAAACACCGCAAUCAUGUCUGAUAUGAACGCUACUGUCCAGGAGACCAAGGCUGGUUUCCAUGUCUCUGGCUAUGAGAAGAUCGAGUACGACUUCGAGUUCAUGGAUGGUGUCUUCGACCCCAAGAACAGCCAGUUGGCCGACUGCUACCAGCGUUGGGGCAGAGCCCUGGCAGUCAUGGAUGCCAACAUCUUUGAUGUUUACGGAGACGAGAUCCAGAAGUACUUCGACCACUACAAGCUCGAGCUUUCCAUCCACAAGACCAUGAUCGGCGAGAAGGCCAAGUCUAUUGACACCCUCUUGAGCAUCGUUGACUCGAUGAACAAGUUCGGUGUCUACCGCAAGGAGCCCGUUCUGGUCGUUGGUGGUGGAUUGGUCACCGACGUUGCCGGAUUCGCUUGUGCGGCUUACCGCAGAAACACCAACUUCAUCCGUGUGCCCACCACUGUCAUUGGUCUGAUUGAUGCUUCCGUCUCCAUCAAGGUUGGCGUCAACUACGACAACUACAAGAACCGUCUUGGUGCCUACCACGCUCCCAUGAACACCUUCCUUGACUUUGCCUUCCUCCGCACUCUCCCCGAUGCCCAGAUCCGCAACGGUUUCGCAGAGUUGAUCAAGAUCUCCACCUGUGCCCACCUCGACACCUUCAACUUGCUGGACAAGUACGGUGAGCAGCUCAUCUCCACUGGCUUCGGUCGUCGUGAUGGUGCUCCCCAGGAGGUUCGCGAUGCUGCCGACAAGAUCAACCGCGCUGGUAUCCACGAGAUGUUGAAGCUUGAGACCCCCAACCUCCACGAAAUUGGUCUUGACAGAGUCAUUGCCUACGGCCACACCUGGUCUCCUCUCCACGAGCUGAUCCCUGACCCGCCUCUCCGUCACGGUCACGCCAUCUCCAUUGACAUGGCUUACUCUGCCACUCUUGCCAACCUGAGAGGUAUCCUCAGCGACGACGAGCACAAGAGACUUCUCAACCUCUUCUCGCGUGUUGGUCUUUCUAUGGAUGACGACCACUUCACCGAGGACAUCCUCGACAAGGCCACCAAGGCUAUCCUUAAGACCCGUGAUGGCAAGCUCCGUGCUGCAGUUCCCAGCCCUCUCGGCUCUUGCGUCUUCCUCAACGAUGUCGAGGCAUCCGAGAUGAACGCCGCUCUCAAGAAGCACAAGGAGAUUAUGAAGUCCUACCCUCGCGAGGGUAAGGGUCUGGAAGCCCAUGUCGAUUCUUCCGACACUGGUUACACCACCAACAACAAGGGUGUCGAGAACAAGGCUUCAAACUCUGCCAGCAAGUCUGUCAUCAACGACGAUGUCAAGGAUGGUGUCAAGCCCGAGGGCAAGAAGACCGCCGAGAACAUGGCCAGCGGCCCCGAGGGUGUCAACGGUGUCUCGAACCCCACCACCAACGGAGCCAACUCUCUCGGUCAGGGCGAGUGCUGCUAGAUCCAUCUCUUUCGUUGAUUGAUUUGGAUUGUUCUUUGAUGAAAAAAAGCCUUUUGAUACCACCGGUCCUUGGAUGUGCCGGAACAAAAAAACAUCACCUUUAGGGGCGCAAAGCAGGCGCCUUUCAUGUAAUAAUACUUGCAUAGAUG
Aureobasidium pullulans EXF-150 is the source of this 1614-nucleotide messenger RNA. Its product is annotated as 2-epi-5-epi-valiolone synthase-like protein. The record is from RefSeq and is a predicted model, not a curated record. NCBI's taxonomy places the organism in Eukaryota, Fungi, Ascomycota, Dothideomycetes, Dothideales, Saccotheciaceae. Gene Ontology annotation, biological process: antibiotic biosynthetic process. Gene Ontology annotation, molecular function: 3-dehydroquinate synthase activity. The transcript is spliced from 4 exons. Bases 44 to 1465 code for a protein of 473 amino acids.